This is a messenger RNA of Lates calcarifer (barramundi perch), 1518 nucleotides long. RefSeq names its product DNA-damage-inducible transcript 4 (gene ddit4). The record is from RefSeq and is a predicted model, not a curated record. Gene Ontology annotation, cellular component: cytoplasm. The coding region runs from base 192 to 872 and encodes 226 amino acids. Gene Ontology annotation, molecular function: 14-3-3 protein binding. Lineage: Eukaryota; Metazoa; Chordata; Actinopteri; Centropomidae. The transcript is spliced from 3 exons. Gene Ontology annotation, biological process: response to hypoxia; apoptotic process; negative regulation of TOR signaling.
AACAUUGUUGCAGGACAGAUUGCGGAGCUCGGCAGCUGGUGAGGGUACAAGGAAGUGGUGCGGUUAGAAGUUUCCAGACAGUUGUUUUAGCAGACAAUAACCGUUCAAAAAAACAGUCUUCAACAUAGACAACGGACUUGAACGACGCAGUUUCACAAUAAGCUUUGACCACAGAACCAUAGAGGACAAACAUGCCUUCUCUCUCUGCACCCACUGAUAUGGGCAGCUCGCCCCCUUCUCCAAUGGACAGCAGCCCCAGGAGGUUGUCCUGGGGCAAACUGGUGCAAAGACUGACUGAUUUCAGCACAUCCACUAACGGCAGCAUUGAUUUGGGGUCCAACAAUGGCAGCAGGAGUGAUCUCUCAGACUCCGGGUCAGACAUUUCCAGUGACCUGUCUCCCUCUAAUGAAGACCUGUUCUAUGAUCCAAUGGAGGAGACAAUCCUGAAAGAAGUAGUGGACCUUAUUGCACGAAGCCUAAGAGAAGCCAAAGACUCUGACUGCGCCUUACGGUGUACCAAACUGCUCAUCCCGGAGAAACUCCUGGAGCACAUUGGACAGGAACUCCUUCACCUGGCGGCCAGUGAACCCUGUGGUUUAAGAGGGGCUCUCAUCGACCUUUGCGUGGAGCAGGGGGGUGUCUGUGAGAGCAUGGGGCAGCUAUCCGUAGACCCCUACCUUGUCCCCACCUUUCAGCUGACUCUGGUGUUGAGGCUGGAGUCUGGUGGGCUGUGGCCCAAAAUCCAAGGACUUUUUAGUACAAAGUCUCCUUCCACUCCAGUAGUGAGACAAGCUAUUAAACUUAGUACUGGUUUCCGCGUGAUAAAGAAGAAACUGUAUUGCUCUGAUGAACUGCUCAUUGAGGAAUGUUGAGAAAUGCAAGGGACCAGAGAUGUUGUCUGCAUUUUUAAAAUGCCCAUUUAAUCACAGAAGGGCCUUAUUACUAUUACUGUAUGUGUGAUGCCUUCUGAAGUGAAAGGAUGGACUUUGACAUGAUGUAGCCUAUUAUUCCUACUGUAAGGGAGUUGAAGUUUAUGGUACCUGGAGCAGGUGUUGCUUGCUCCUCACUGACAUUCAGAUUUUCAAUUUACAAUGUGUAACCAUCACGCUAUAUCUGGUAAAUAGGCAUUUUUUAGCAAGUAUUGAAGUGUGUACCUCAGUUUCUAUUGAAACAUACAAUGGCAGCUAGCUAUAUGGUUAUAGUCAUUGAAAACCAUUGUGUUCUUUCUUUUUAUAUAAGGCAAUUAACCGAAUUGUAUUCAAAGCGAUGAAUUGUACUAUAAGUGAACCGUUAGGGACCUUAGUGACUGCUUGAAUUCAAGUGCAAAGGCCCAUCCAGUGCUUGCCUUGUGCAGUAUACAUGUGUAGGCUGUGGCUCUUUACUUCAAAUGUAACUUGAUCUUGUAUCUGUGUAGACAUGUCCUGCUUUCAACUUUAUUUAUUUGAUAUUCAAAUACGCAUAACAUUGCACUGUUUUUUGUACUUUUCAUGAUUCCAAAUAAAUUAUUUUUUUUAAUAA